AACCCCUUGUCGACCACAAGGCAAAAACCCUCAAGCGGCGUAGAGACGAAUACGUCCCGAAGCCAAAGCCAUAAAGGCGGAAGAGAAGGCCGCCCCUUCCCCUCUUCGCCGGAAAGCCGCCGCUGCCGGAGGAAUUCCACGCCGCGAUCGAGCAGAUGGCCCUAGUCAAAAAAGGCGCCACGACGGAGGCGAAACUGGUGAUACAGAAGAAGCUCUACCAUACCGACCUGAGCAGCGGCCACAACCGCCUCUCGAUCCCGUUCAACGACAUCGAAAACGAUUUUCUCACGGAGGAGGAAAAGCAGUAUCUCCUCGGCCAAGAUGAGAAAAAGAAGAAGCUGGUUAAGACCGUGCCUCCGUCGCUGGAGGUGGAGACGGUGAAGCUUUGCCGGUGGGAUAUGCCGAAGAAGAGUCGGAAGACGUCGACCUACGUUAUUCGAGGGAGUUGGAAUGCGAUUGUGAAGAGCAAUAAACUCCGGUUCAACAGGACGGCGCAGCUGUGGGGUUUUCGGGUUGAUCGGGAGCUGUGCUUCGCGCUCAUGAAGGUGACGAGGAAUCAUGCCGCUUGAAUUUAGGAAUUAGGGUUUUAUGUUUUGUGGAAAGGGUUUAGGGUUUAACUAAUUUGUAUACUACUAGUAUUGCUUGUUAGAAUGAAUUGUUAGUGGUUACUUGUUGUUAGUGUUCCAAUUGUUUUAUUGUAACCAAAUACUCCAUCUGUCAAUUUAUCGUUUUUAAUUUCAGUGAGAAUGAGUUUUAAGUA
Molecule: messenger RNA, 760 nt
Organism: Salvia splendens (bonfire salvia)
Lineage: Eukaryota; Viridiplantae; Streptophyta; Magnoliopsida; Lamiales; Lamiaceae
Product: putative B3 domain-containing protein At3g49610
Exons: 1
Coding region: 156-569 (137 amino acids)
Molecular function (GO): DNA binding
Source: RefSeq, a predicted model, not a curated record